CCUUCAAUGGCAGAUACUGCAAAGUACAUGCCUAUCAAUGGAGGAACAAGUCUCGUUACAGACUUCAAGAGUCUGUUUUCAAUCAUCAAAACAAGGAGGACAGUGGCUUUCUUCAUGUUUGCCUUCGUUGGUUUCACUGUGUUUUUAGCGUUUAGCCCUUCUUCAUACUCGUCUGCUCCUUGGUUCACUAACGUCUUUUCAACAAGCUCCACCACUUCUGCUACUGCAUCUGCCGAUUCUUAUAGAUCUCAAUUCUCUUCCCUUUUCGAUUACUUCUUUUCCAACACUUCUUCUCCGCAACAACAACAAGGCCUUAACUUCCCUUCUUAUUCUAAUAAUACCAGAUCUAAUAACACUUUACCUCAAUUAGCCAACCCAAGAGAGGAGCUACCUUUUGACAACAACACCACCAAAACCCAAUCUUUGAACACAAAUAAAGAAGUAGCCAGUUCUAAAAACACCACUUUCCAAUCUCCCAAAACAAAUAAAAACAACACCCAAAGUUUGGUUUUGCAUGCAAAUCAGACCACACUUUCUCCUUCCACUGUGUAUAAAAAUCCACCUAGUACGAGCAGCCAGACUGAAAAGAAAGAGAAUUCUGAUAAAGCUCUAGUUUUGAAGGCUAAUCAGACUACAAUUGUCACUGAAAAAUCUCCGGUGGCAGCUAAUCAGAUCACAAAUUCUCCAGCCAAAUCUGAUCCUGUCAACAAGGUUAGUUCUGGGAAGGGAGAGAAAAGUGUAGCACAAAAAGGAGUGGUAUCAAACUACACAGCUUCCCCGACGAAGAAACAGGGGAAUGGGAAAAACCAGGGCAAUGGAAGUGGUUCAGGGCUGCCAGCUAAACAGGGGAUUGAGAAUUUGAUUGAGUCGUUGAUGAAUUGUGAUUUGUUUGAUGGCGAAUGGGUGAAGGAUAAUUCCUAUCCCCUUUAUAAACCAGGAUCUUGUUCGUUUAUUGAUGAGCAGUUUAGUUGUGUUCCCAAUGGAAGACCUGAUAGAGAUUAUCAGAAAUUGAAAUGGAAGCCUAAAGGUUGCACUUUGCCAAGAUUGAAUGGCGGUCACAUGUUGGAGCUAUUGAGGGGAAAGCGGCUUGUUUUUAUCGGCGACUCUUUGAAUAGGAAUAUGUGGGAAUCUCUGGUUUGCAUCCUGAGAGGUGCUGCAAAAAAUCCAAAAAAUGUUUAUGAAGCCCAUGGAAGACAUUAUUUUCGAGGGGAAGUUUCAUACUCUUUCAUAUUCAAAGAUUAUAACUGCACUUUAGAGUUCUUCGUAUCUCCUUUCUUGGUCCGAGAGUGGGAAAUGCCAGACAAAAAUGGAACGAAGAAGGAGACACUUCGGCUUGAUCUUGUUGGAAAAUCAUCUGAUCAAUAUAAAUCGGCAGAUAUCCUCAUCUUCAACACGGGGCAUUGGUGGACUCAUGAGAAAACUUCCAAAGGGAAAGAUUAUUACCAAGAAGGCAGUCAUGUUUACAACGAAUUGAAUGUUCUUGAGGCCUUUCGGAAAGCAUUGACAACAUGGGCUAGAUGGGUUGAUGCCAGUGUAAAUCCUAUGAAGUCUAUGGUGUUCUUCAGAGGAUAUUCUGCUUCGCAUUUCAGCGGCGGCCAGUGGAAUUCUGGAGGAGCAUGUGAUAGUGAAACUGAGCCGAUCAGGAAUGAGACGUAUCUAACGCCAUAUCCAUCAAAGAUGUUGGUCUUAGAGUCAGUGCUGAAGGGGAUGAAAACACAUGUCACCUACCUUAAUAUUACCAGAUUGACUGAUUUCCGAAAGGAUGGUCACCCAUCAAUCUACCGGAAGCACCAGAAGCAACAAAUGUCAGAAGAGGAAAGAAUAGCACCUCUAAAAUAUCAGGACUGCAGCCAUUGGUGCCUUCCUGGUGUGCCGGAUUCGUGGAAUGAGCUUCUGUAUGCUGAGCUCCUUGUAAAAGAAAAUAAGAUGCGGCAACAUCAAAGGAGAGCUAGGUAAAAAUAAAAUCAUACAAACUUAGAUUUGUCUGAGUUGAAGCAAGUACAGGCGGUACAUUGUAGAAACAAACAAACAAAAUGAAGGAAAAAAAAAAAGAUCAAACAGAGAGUGUUUUCUAUUUUUUUCUGCGCCUCCUUAUAAAAUUGUGGGAGUAGGAUAAUAGUAGAAAAAUGAAGCUGAUGAGUAUUGUUGGGGAGAUCAAUCUGUGCUGUAGUAAUUUUCUUUUGUUUAUAUGAUAGAAAGUAGAGAUAGGAUGGUUUCGGUUUAGCUGGUAAGAUUUGGAUAAUGGGAAAUCUUGUCCUUCCCUUACCACCCCAAGAUUUUUCUACCCUCAAAGUUGCUUUGAGGAUUGUAAAUCUCCAUAUUAUUUUAUUUAAAAAUAAAACCAAGUGGGUUGCUUCUCUUUGCAUA
Theobroma umbraticum is the source of this 2367-nucleotide messenger RNA. Its product is annotated as trichome birefringence-like protein (DUF828). Gene Ontology annotation, molecular function: O-acetyltransferase activity. Gene Ontology annotation, cellular component: Golgi apparatus. The record is from RefSeq and is a predicted model, not a curated record. NCBI's taxonomy places the organism in Eukaryota, Viridiplantae, Streptophyta, Magnoliopsida, Malvales, Malvaceae.